AUGAGAACAGUGGCUAGAAAUGAUUUUGAGAAGAACUUCUUUAAACUAAUGAAUAACUCUGUGUUUGGAAAGACAAUGGAGAACUUGCGGAAGAGAGUUGAUGUGAAAUUAAUGGUUGACGGUGAUAAACUGAAGAAAGCGGUGGCAUCUGCGAGUUUCGUUAGGGCUAAGGUUUUAAGUGGAGGUUUAGUUGCGGUUAAGAAAGUAAAGGAAGUGUUACUUCUGAAUAAGCCUGCGUAUAUUGGAAUGAGUAUUUUUGAUCUAUCGAAGACAUUAAUGUAUGACUUUCACUAUAACCAUAUAAGAAAACUUUAUGGAAAAAGAGCAAAGUUACUUUUUACUGAUACUGAUAGUUUAAUGUAUAGAUUACACACUGAAGAUGCGUAUGAAGAUGCGGCUAAGUUUUCUGAUAAGUUUGAUACUGGCGGUUAUAGUAAGGAUUCGCCCUUCCACAGUGUGGUAAAUAAAAAAGUUAUCGGAAAAAUGAAGGAUGAAGCUGAUGGAGUCCCUAUAAGAGAAUUCAUUGGGUUGCGGUCAAAGAUGUACAGUUAUGAGAAAAAUAAUGGUAAAGGUGAAAAGACAGCUAAAAGGUGUAAAGAAGUAUGUAAUUAA
This is a messenger RNA of Paramuricea clavata, 612 nucleotides long. The record is from the annotation of a GenBank genome assembly. Lineage: Eukaryota; Metazoa; Cnidaria; Anthozoa; Malacalcyonacea; Plexauridae.